AUGCGCGUCAACACAGCUGCCCUUGUGGCAUCCCUUGCUUUCGGGCCUGCCAGCGCGAUCAACAUUGUUUCAUCCAACGACGAUGGCUGGGCCGAGGUCAACAUCCGUGCCCUCUUCCAGUCACUGAUAGCCGGAGGCCACUCGGUCGUCGUCUCGGCUCCUGCUCAAAACGAGAGCGGAACUGGCUCCUCCCAAAAGACUCCGACUGCCCUCACCGAAGCUUGCGAAUUCAAUAGCUGUCCACCUGGCAGUCCUGCCGUAGGACAUAAUGCGUCGGAACCCCGGCUUAACUAUGUCAAUUCGUACCCAGCCACCUCGAUGAAAUAUGGCAUUAACUCGAUAGGCCCCCAAUUCUUUGAUGGCGCUCCUGAACUUGCUGUAGCUGGACCAAAUGUCGGCAAUAACAUUGGCUUGGCCGUUCUACUGUCCGGGACUGCUGGGGCGGCCACUUAUGCUGCUCACACUGCAGGGAUCCCCGCGAUCGCCUUUUCAGGAGCAACGGGGUCACAAACUGCCUGGAGUGCAUCGUCAACUUUCCCGCAGUACACUCAAGUAUAUGCUGACCUUUCGCUUAACCUGACCGAUUCUCUGGUUGCUUCCGGGAAGCCGUAUCUGCCCGACGAUGUCUGGCUCAAUGUCAACUUCAACUCUGUUUCCUCUGAUUGCGCCAAGGCAGAGGACUUUUCAUUCGUUCUUUCACGUAUCCAUGUUGCGGUGCCUUUCAUCACCCCUGAUGAUGUGACAACUUGCGGUAGCUCGCGUCUCCCGAAUGAGAUCGAGGUUUCGUUGAAGUCAGGUUGCUACGCUAGCGUGUCGGUGGGAAUGGCAGGAACCAAGGAUGAUGCCAAUGCCACAGUACAGGCAGUCGUUCUCAAAAAGUUGACUAACCUGCUCACCUGUCUGCCUUGA
Messenger RNA from Penicillium cinerascens, 909 nucleotides. RefSeq lists its product as uncharacterized. Gene Ontology annotation, molecular function: nucleotidase activity. Lineage: Eukaryota; Fungi; Ascomycota; Eurotiomycetes; Eurotiales; Aspergillaceae. The record is from RefSeq and is a predicted model, not a curated record. The transcript has 4 exons. The coding region runs from base 1 to 909 and encodes 302 amino acids.